Messenger RNA from Neolamprologus brichardi, 3416 nucleotides. The record is from RefSeq and is a predicted model, not a curated record. NCBI's taxonomy places the organism in Eukaryota, Metazoa, Chordata, Actinopteri, Cichliformes, Cichlidae.
CGCCGGGACCAAACGAAGCCGCGUUAUGAUGACUGACUGCGUGCACAGCUGUAGCCCAGUCACAUUCUCUCCAUCCAGUUGAAUUCUCCGAGCAGAGCUGCGUGAAAGCGAAGCUUUGGCACAACAGCAGUCACAAUCUCCCUCUCAGAGCGUUCUCGCUGGCGCGUACUUUGCACCGAGACGUUCCUCCGAGGCUUCUCCUUUCUUUUCUCUGGAGACUGAAACUUAAAGGACUUUCUCGUCGCAGGGCAGAGAACAGGGGGACGCACGGAUAGUGUCAGUGCGGUAAAUGUAGCAGCGGGCUGUGUGUCUUACUGAGCGGUGCUGUUGGACUAGCCGAGAACGCACCACGGACUAGCCGAGAACGCACCGCGUCCCGUCCCACAUCCUCCUUUUUAAUUCCCCCCUCCCCGUCCCUCCAAAGGGUGUCCCGAACAAGACCACCAUGAUUCUGAACGGAUUUGCGCUCGUUCUUUACCUCUCAGGUGUGUUGCCAUCCUCAGCAUCCAUCUUUAACUUCCCUGCCCCCACCAUCGACUGUGUUGAAGCUCAUCGUGUGUGCUCCGUUGAACCCACGUGCGAGGCAUUGUAUCGAGGCUUGGAGCUAUGUGCAGAAGAAGCAGCGGUGUCCCCGCAGGCAGAACAGUUGGCAUCUGAGUGCGUGGAGAGGCGGGAUGCCCUGCUAGCCAAACACCCCUCUCUACUGACCUGCAAAUGUCAGCGUGGUUUCCGUAAGGAGGAGCUGUGCCUGCGCAUAUACUGGAGGGUUCGCCUGCUGCCAGGUGAGGUGUUCCUGGCAUGUUGUACCAGGAGGAGGGCCCAGGACAGACCCAAGACUUCCUGGAGAGAUAUUAUCUCUCAGCUGUCUUGGGAAUGUCCGUAUGAGCUGAAAAGGGUGGCUGGGUCCAGACUGGCUGAUUUCCUCAAUAACUGCCAACCGUCUCAUCUGACAGCCAGCGGCUGCCUGAAAGAUUCAGCAGGCCUCUGUCUCCGAGCCUAUGCCGGACUCAUAGGUACCAUCAUGACACCCAACUACAUCAGUAACAGCUCUGCAGAUGUGUCGCUGUGGUGCAACUGUGAAGGCAGUGGAAACCAGUGGCAGGAAUGUCUGAAACUGCAGCGCAUCUUCACCCACAACAGCUGCCUGCGUAACUCCAUCAGCUGGAUGGGGAGCCUCGGCUUGCUGCCUGCAGACAUCACCCAACCUCCUGCGCCUAGACCCUCCCCGCUGGUUCAGAAGGAUGAGCUGCUGAAGAAUAACCACCUGCCUGAGCACAACAACAUUGUGUUGGACAGUAAGGAAGAGGAGGAAUUGACACAAACAGAAGAUGAGCAGGAGGGUGCAGAUAGUGGCCAGUUUGAUGUCAUCCCGCUCUACUCAGAGAGGGCUACUGUCUCCAACCUAGGCUCUUCUGGGACUGGGGGGUCCACAUCUCUGACCACUGGGCCAUCUAAAGCCAUGCUACUCCUGCUUCUUCUCCUGUCAUUGUCCCUCAGCUGGCUGUAAAACAGAGGAUGGAAAGAAAUUACAUACACACAACUAUUUUAGAUUCAUUGCUGUAAAAUUAUAAUUCCAAAAUUGAAAAAAUUGACUUUGUCUGUAGAAUCCCUCGAUGCCCAUGCUCCGCCCUCUAACCUAAACAUGGCUCUUUUUUCUUUCUGAAUGUGACUGAAGGUAAAAGGUCGGACGAGCACAGAAAUCCUAGUUGUGGUAGGGUGUUCAUAUGAUGCAAUUAUUAAUACGCAUAAUAAAGCUGUUCAUAUCACCGGUCUAGAGAAAAAUUGAAAGUGGCUUGUUGUAGUCUCAGCAAAUACUUUCUGGCAGCGGUUUUUCGUCCUUUUGUACACGCCCAAGUGUAAAGUUUAGACAAUAUUUUGAACUGGUAUAUAAAAGGCAUACACAGUACAUACCAAAAUGCCUGAAGCAAAACUCUUAGCCCACAAUCACCGCUCCACCCCCACGUCAUAAAAUGCAACAUUUUGUCCAAAUUUUCCCAAGUGCUUUUUUAACAGAGCAAUGGAUUUUCAACAUAGCAUUCUUUACUAGUUUUCUUUAGAAAGCAUAAAGUAUUUCUUUUUGCAUAUAAUAACAUAAUUACUACCAGAAAAAAUCAAGUUAAUAUUGAGGAUUAUCUGCAAAUGUAUAUGUUGUACUUUAGCAAGAGUUGUCACUUGAGAAAUUAUGAUACCAAAACCAAAAAACAAUUCACUUUAGACUGUUGAUGCCCAUAAAGCAUGAGAUGGAUAUGCAGAGUUUUGAGUGCUUGGCAGUGUUGAGAACUGGACUGAAAAGUGUAAUGAAGAAAUUUAAACAGAAUAAGCCUGUCAAUUAAGCAAAAGAUUUCAAAGACUCUAGAACGAAAACUAGUGAGAGAUGCGUCUAAAACAACUUAGCCAGGUCAUGAAUUGUAGUCUCAAAGUAGACAAUCACUAGAACACUGCAGAAGAAUGGAGCGCAAGGUUAGAGGCCAAGAAAUCUUCACUACUACAGAACACACAGUUACAAGCAAGACUGACGUAUGCUAAAGAUCAUGCAUGCUGGAAUUGUGUCCAGAGAGACGCUGCUUGUGUUUGGAAAAAGAAGGGAGUGGCUUACAACCCAAGGAACAGUCUCUGCAAUGAAACACGGUGGUGGGAGUAUGUUGCUGUGGGAAUGCUUCAGUGCUUCUGGAUCUGGGGAAUUUUGUGAAGGUGGAAAUAAUUAUGAAGAAAGAAGGAUUUAUGAAGAUUCUGAAAACUUCAAGCUGUCAGCAGUAAAACAGGAACUGGUUCAUACAUCAUCUCAUUCUUCCAACAAAACAAACACCCAAAACUGGCCUGUGCAAAGCCCUGACUUGAGUCCCAUUGAUACUCCUAUAGGGUGGACCUAAGGCCCAGGCCCCUGCCAGAAGAACAUCACAUCUGGAGGACCCCAAGCGAUCUGCCAAAGGAAAAUGGGUUGGGAUUGCUCAUGAGAUGUUUGUGAGAUCAGUUCAAAACUACUACUAAGGUUGCAGGCUCUUAUCCAGCAAAAAGGACACAUAACUGACUAUUAGCAUCAGAAGGGUUGAUAGUUUUGUCCCUGGUAAAAAACAAAGAAACCAAAAAAUGUUCAAAAAUGAUUUUGUAAAAUACUUUUGUUUCUGUGUCCAAAGUAAAAUAAUGUAAGCAUCCAAAAUAAACGAGGAUGUUUUGAACAGCUGUGUUAAAAAUUCCUUGCUUGGUUGAACAGUGCUUGGGAAAUGCUCUUCACAGGGGGUCUAAGAGUUCUCCCCUUAUGUAAGAAAACUGUUAAAAAAUAUUAAUUAAAUAUGAUACACAAAUAUUACUAAAAUAUUUACUUCUAAAUUACAGCAGGUCAUAAAUCAAUUAAUUAUAUUUUUAUCAUGAUAACAUCACAUCAUCACCUUACAAUUUAAUUUACCACACUUGACUUU